This is a messenger RNA of Varroa destructor (honeybee mite), 776 nucleotides long. RefSeq names its product small integral membrane protein 12-A. Lineage: Eukaryota; Metazoa; Arthropoda; Arachnida; Mesostigmata; Varroidae. The record is from RefSeq and is a predicted model, not a curated record.
CGCGUUCGUCACUAUACAUCUUUCCCGUCCAGCCUUGGAACAUCUACUUCACUGUUAAUUUAUAUAUGCUUGUUGUUUUUUUUUUUAUUAUUCCGUGAACUUCAGUGUCUUGACCUGCUGGAUACUCAGUAUGAGGUGCUGGCCUCGUACUACAGUUUUGGACCUGUUAUAUACUCUAUCCGCCAUGAACAUUUUACAGGAUAGGCUCCUUGAUUCUCACUUCUCAUCCACCUGAAUCCACCGUCUCGAAAUGUGGCCCCUAUGGGUGGCUCUACGCACCUAUGGACCAUACAUCACAUUUCCCAUUGCAGCCGUCGUUGGUGCUAUAGGUUAUAAUUUAGAAGGAUGGAUGACCAAGCGUCGGACUCCGCCAACUAAUAAAUCUAUUCAAGAACAACGCGUGGAAAGGCACCUGCAGAACGAUGACAAAACUGAACAACUACAACAAUACAAAACCAUAUUUGACAAAGAAAGCAAUAUAUCGCCUUCUCUAAAAUCAUAGCAAUGAAUAUGAAACUUAGAUAAUAUUUAGGCGACUCUUUGUUAUGAGAAAAACACCGCAUAAGUAAAGGUGUAUAAUAUAGGAUCUUUUAUUUACGAUGUUUACCUAUUUGUUAGUAUAGUUUUUACCCUAAUAGCAUUAAAUAACGCUAGCGAAAUCUGUCUGUCAGAAGCGUAGUUAAAAAACUAAUGUGCAGAACUAAGAUAAUAACGCCUCCCCAACUGCGAGAGCACUGCUGGAUAUUCUAGAAAUAAAGAUUAUAUAUACAAAAUGU